Molecule: messenger RNA, 5201 nt
Organism: Carcharodon carcharias (great white shark)
Lineage: Eukaryota; Metazoa; Chordata; Chondrichthyes; Lamniformes; Lamnidae
Gene: lnpep
Product: leucyl/cystinyl aminopeptidase
Exons: 18
Coding region: 665-3775 (1036 amino acids)
Biological process (GO): peptide catabolic process; proteolysis
Cellular component (GO): cytoplasm
Molecular function (GO): zinc ion binding; metalloaminopeptidase activity; peptide binding
Source: RefSeq, a predicted model, not a curated record
UCUAAAAGGCUGCCGCCCCACCACUAGGACCUGUUUAUUUCUUGUAAAAUGCUUUCUUCAUAUGGGAAUAGAUUACAAAAAUUUAAAUGACUGAGUGCCAUUUAGUCUAUCAGGACGUUAUUAAGGAGAUGAUCUGAAACUCGGUCAGUGAGUGGCAGGCAGUCUCUGCAGUGUGUAGCUCGUCGAUUGACCUAUAGUGCCUGUCUUGAAGAGACUUAGAGAUGAACUUUAGAUUAUGAUAUUACUCUGUCACCCUCACUUUAACAGAAACCUCUGACAUAUGAAAACAGUUUAGGGAAGUGGAAAAGAGACGCCAUAUCCAUAGAUUCCCCUGUAGAGGGAGUAUAGCGUGUGAGUGCAAAAAAAGAAACACAAGUUAAGAUGGUCGACAUCAGGCUGCCUUUGAACCGCGCAGUUUGGAAAGAGAUGGCCACAUAAAGAAGAAUUCUCCCAUCGUUCAGGAGGCCUUGUGCAUUUAAAAUUUCCUCGGGAAAGUAAUAGGUGGCACUAUAUUUCAAGUGGGACAGUGAUCAUGUAUUUUCCCGUUUAGUCAGUGGUUCUUGCAGCGAGUGCGGGUUGUUUAUUGCUGUCACGGUUUGAGCUGCCCUUUAACUGCAUCUGUGGAAAAGGAUCGGAAUUAAGAGCGAAGGCCCCGGGCAGAGCCAUGGAGCCAGGCUUCCACAGCGAGCAGGCCCAGUUGCCUAGAAACAUGAUUGAAAAUAGCAUGUUUGAAGAGGAGCCAGAUGUAGUUGACCUGGCCAAGGAACCACACCUUCAUCCUCUGGAACCUGAUGAAGUUGAAUAUGAGCCACGUAGUUCACGGUUGCUGGUCCGUGGCUUGGGAGAGCAUGACCUGGAGGACGAUGAAGAAGACUAUGAAUCAUCUGCAAGGUUGUUAGGCAUGUCGUUCAUGAACAGAAGUUCCAAUCACCGCAAUAACCUGACAGGAGUUUAUAAUCGGGAAACGUCAGGGGGACUUUGUUCGCUGUCUUCUGCUCGGACUGUACUUGUUGGAGCAUUUGUUGUGGUGAUUAUACUUUCAAUAGCCAUGGUAGUCUACUUUCUGCCAAAAUGUACCUUCACCAAAGAAGGCUGCCAUAAAAAGAACACAACUUUAACGCUCAUAUAUCCUUUGGCAACCAAUGGCCAGGUAUUUCCUUGGCCAAAAAAUAGAUUGCCUAAUGCUGUUGUACCAGUCCAUUAUGAUCUUUCUUUGCACCCCAAUCUCACCACCAUGAAUUUUAUAGGCUCUGUGCAAAUAACCGUUCUAGCCAAGGAGGACACCAACAACAUCACUCUCCACAGCUUUGGUCUCAAAAUCACCAAGGCAACCAUUACUCCAAAAGCAUCUAGUCAAUCAAAGGAUGUCCAGAUUUUGGAGUAUCUACAACAUCAGCAAAUUGCAAUUAAAGUUAACCCAAAAUUGUUGAAAGGAGAAACACACAUUCUGAAUCUGGAAUAUUCAGCAAAUCUAUCUGAUGGUUUUUCUGGAUUUUACAAAAGCAGCUAUCAAGAUAAAAACAAAACAAGAAUAUUGGCAGCCACUCAGUUUGAGCCAGCGUCAGCACGAAGUGCUUUCCCAUGCUUUGAUGAACCGGCAUUUAAGGCCACAUUUAGCAUCAAGAUAAUCAGGGAAGCUGACCACAUCUCAUUAUCCAACAUGCAGAAGGAUUCCACAACUUCAAUUGGCAAUGGACUGCUUCAAGACACAUUUGUGAAAAGUGUAAAAAUGAGCACUUACCUGGUAGCAUUUAUUGUAGCUGAAUUGAAGAGUGUCAGCCAGGAGACUGCAAGUGGAACUCUGGUAUCUGUGUAUGCUGUUCCUGACAAGAUGGAUCAAAUGCGUUAUGCGUUAGAAGCAGCAGUGAAGCUUCUGAAGUUUUAUGAAGACUUCUUCAAUAUAUCCUAUCCCUUAAAGAAACUAGAUUUGGUGGCUGUCCCUGAUUUUGAAGCAGGAGCCAUGGAAAAUUGGGGCCUAAUCACUUUCAGAGAAAUAACACUGCUCUACAGGGAAGAGACUGCAUCAAUACUGGACAAACAGAUAAUUAGCGUGGUGAUAGCUCACGAAUUGGCUCAUCAGUGGUUUGGUAACCUGGUGACUAUGGAAUGGUGGAAUGACCUUUGGUUAAAUGAAGGAUUUGCCACAUUCAUGGAAUUUUUUUCACUUGAAAAAGUAUUCCCUGAACUCCAAGUGGCUGACCGCUUUUUGCGUACUCGUUUAAAGGCAAUGGAAAAAGAUUCGAUGAAUUCAUCUCACCCUCUCUCCACUUCAGUUGAAACUGCUGAGCAAAUUGAGGAAAUAUUUGAUUCAAUUUCAUAUGAAAAGGGGGCUUCCAUUCUUUUGAUGUUGAAGGACUUUCUUGGCGAAACAGUUUUCCAGCAAGGAAUUGAGAGAUACUUGAAUGAACACAAGUAUGGGAACACAAAAACUGAAGACUUGUGGAACAGUAUUACCAAAGUUAAAAAUGUAGAUUUAGAUGUGAAAGAAAUGAUGAAAACUUGGACACUGCAGACAGGGUUCCCCGUGGUCACUGUUAAAUUAGACACAACUGCUAAUAAAAUUCACCUCAGUCAAGAACGUUUCCUCAGGAUCUCCAUUUCACAGGAUCCAUCAUCCUCACCUGAUUCCAGUUACCUGUGGCACAUCCCACUGACGUACAUCACCAGCAACUGCAGCAAUUAUAGCCAACCCAAGUGUAUCAAAACAUGGCUUCUUAAGAACAAAACAGGCACCAUUCAUCUUAAAGAACCAAAUGUAACCUGGGUGAAGUUUAACAUGAAUAUGAAUGGGUAUUACAUCGUACAUUAUGAAGGGAACACCUCAAAGGAAUUACUUGGAUUAUUACAAAAUAAUCAUUUAGCUUUCAGUGACCAUGACCGAGCUGGUUUCAUCAAUAACGCCUUUGUGCUUGCCAGCGCAGGGAAACUCUCGGUGAGACAGGCAUUGUCCAUGACCAAGUACAUGAAGAAUGAAAACAGUACUGCUCCGAUAACCGAAGCAUUGUUUCAGCUCGGCCGUAUCUACUGGCUUGUACAAAAGAGGGGAUCGCUGCAACUUGCUGGUCGGAUCAAGAAAUAUAUCUUUGAUAUUUUUGGAGAUCUGAUUAAUAAUCAGACUUGGAGUAACAAUGGAUCACUGUCUGAAAGGCAACUACGUUCCACGCUUCUUGAUGUUGCUUGUGGUUACAACCAUGAUAACUGUGUCCAGAUUGCACAAGAAUUGUUUACCGAGUGGAAGCAAACCAAAAACUUGAGUGUUUUACCAUCUGAUCUCACAACAACGAUCUACAGUGUUGGAGCACGUGACGUCAAGGGCUGGACAUUCAUACUCCAGAUGUAUAAUAGUUUGCAGUUGGAGACGGAGAAAAGCAAAAUGCUAAGAGCCAUGGCAAAAAGCAGCAAUGCUCAACAGCUGAUCUGGUUAAUGUAUGAGAGCUUGCAACAUGGCACGAUAAGGACACAGGAACUACCCUCCAUUCUUGCUACUGCCAGCAGAAGCCUAGCUGGAUAUCUCUUUGCUUGGGAUUUUGUUAAGGAAAAUUGGGAUAAUCUAGUUAAAAAGUUUCACCUUGGAUCGUUUCCUAUUCAAGCCAUUAUAGUUGAAACAACAUCACAGUUUUCAACAAAGAGCCACCUGUUUGAGGUUCAAACAUUUUUUGAUUCACUGACGGACAAGGGUUCGCAGUUGCGGGCUGUCCAAGAGGCACUUGAGAUAAUUCAACUGAAUAUUCAAUGGAUGGACAAAAAUUUGAAAAACCUGAAAAUGUGGCUAUAGACUUACUCUCUCUUUUCUCUUCAGUGAAUUAAAUACACCUAUGUGCUAAGUGAUGCUAAAUUGCAGUAGUAUAAAGCAGGAGAUUGUCAGAUGUCACUCACAAUAAUAUCAGUUUGCACUAUUGGAGGGUUGUAGUUAGCUCAGGGUAAGUGUUACUGUUUGUUCAAUCAUUGAAUUUUAAUUGUGAUUAUGAGGAACUGCAGACCAAACUCUGGGAAUCUGGUGAUGGGUGAAUGUAUUUGCAAAAACAAAAUAAGCAAAAUGGUCAUUAAUGAGUUCCUGGUUUCAACCAUUUAGCAUGUGAGUGGGGAGGUUAAGAAUGUAUACCAUGUAGCAUAUAAAGACAAUGUUCAGCUUACCAAGCAAUUUUACUUUAUUUUAUCAUAUGCUUUGCAGUAAAGGAUGUUUUUUCUCAUUAGGUAUUAGACUUCCUGUACAGUGUUUUGUGUGGCAUAUUGAAGCUGUCCCUCACCAAAAUAAUGGCACCUACUGCAAAGUGGAUACUCAGUCCUUUGUAAAGCAUGGUCAUAACCACUGCACAAAAACAAUCAUAAUAUAUAGCGUGUGGUGCAGUUCCCUAUAUAAAUGAAUUGCCACACCCUUAUUGAAGCCACUGUUUUGGCAGAAAAGAAUGUGAUUACCAAAAUGACUUCUAAAAGAAAAUUCUUGAAUCCCUGAUUUAAUCCAGUUAUCAUUAACUAGUGGCCCUAGUUUUUAUAUGUUUUAUUUGUUUUUCAUCACUUACAGCAUGAAAUGUCCACUGAAUGAUGUACAUUCUUUUUUUAAAAAAUACUAUAGAUUACAUAUUAUGAAAAACUGAGAAACUCUGAUUUUACAAUACCAGUUUUUAUCCUAGGGUUCUGUAAUGACCUAUUAAGCUUUGCUGUUAUGACUUAUGCUGUCAUCAGAUUUACUCAAAUGAAUUAGUGCUACUUCUCACUGACAGCCAUCGAUAUCUACUUUACAGAUUGUGUUUUAAGUACAAUUGGAGUUUGUGAAUUGUACAAGACCAACCAGAAUUUAACAAGAUUAUUUUAUUAGACAAUGCUACUUCUGUAUUCUAAAUCAGAAUAUACUGCAAUGAGUAUCCUAACGAACAGUAAACCUGUCAAAAAAUGCAAGAUUAAUUUACACAUUAUGGAUGUUAAGCAUUGCUUUUGAACUGUGAGAAUGAUUUAGAGAGUAUGCAAAGAAUAUAGCUAAUUCUAGUGUUCAGCUCACAUAUUAACCUCAGGUACUGACAAUAAUGUGCAUUAAGAAGUGUUAAAUGGGAUGUUAACUCUCAACUAACUUGACUGCUAACUUGGGCUGACAAUUGGCAAGUGACAUUCGUGCCACACAAAUGCCAGGCAAUGAUCAUCUCCAGUAAGAGAGAAUCUAACCAUCGCCCCUUGACCUUCAGUGGCAUUACCAUCGCUGAAUUCCC